GUGAAUUUGCGUUUGACACCCAUGGUCUUUGUUUCUUUAAAUGCUGGCGUCGUGGAGAUAUAACGUUUUAUAAAACGUGAAAGAGAAGCAGUCAGCGUUCCUGAUUGUUGUUGUUGUUUUCUGUUCAUUGAUUCUUGAUCCUUUUAGAAUUUCAUAGAAUGUGUAGCUUGACCGACGCACAAACACACUCAACAACCUUCUCCAUGUUGUGUGUGUAGGCUGCGGGGGGGAGAGGGCCGUGCCUGCCUCAUGCGUUGGUCCUCCUCUGUGUUCUGGUCCCCACCGACCCCCAUCCUCCCAGUAUCAGUGGGAUGUCCCAGGUGUGUCUCCUCUUGGCCUUGCUCAUGCUCUGCAGCUGCACAAAGGUGUCCUCUGCUAACUCUCUGGAGCUUGUGAAGGAGCAGUGGAGCAGCUACAGGAACCAGUGCCUGGACUACCUCGACGCCACGCCCCCUGCCACAGGGCUGGUGUGUAACAGGACCUUUGAUUUGUACGCCUGCUGGCCCGAUGGACUCCCAGGAACCACCGUCAACGUCUCCUGCCCAUGGUUCCUGCCAUGGUACCGCAAAGUUCAGCAGGGUCUGGUCUACAGAGUCUGCACCGAAGACGGUAAAUGGGCCAAAAAGAACACCAGCGAAUGUGAGGACGACCCUGGUGAGCAGCAGUACGGCCGCGUCCUCAGUCAGCUGCGGAUCAUGUAUACGGUGGGCUACUCUCUCUCACUGGGAGCUCUGCUACUGGCUCUGGGAAUCCUCAUCACCUUCAGGAAACUCCACUGCAUGAGGAACAACAUCCACAUGAACCUGUUUGCCUCCUUCAUCCUGAGAGCUGUGUCCAUCCUGGUUAAAGACGCCCUGCUGACCCUCACUCUGGAUCCCAGGAGCAGCAGUGACGCCCAGACACAAGCCUGGGUCAGCAUACCGGCUGUGACGUGGUGUCGCGGUGCCAUGGUGAUGAUGCAGUACAGCGUAAUGGCCAACAACUAUUGGCUGCUGGUGGAAGGCAUCUACCUGCACAGCCUCCUGGUCAUCACCGUGUUCAGCGAGAAGAAGUACUUCUACAUUUACCUCGCCAUUGGCUGGGGUGCACCGCUCAUAUUCGUGUCACCAUGGAUCACAGUGAAAUAUCUGUAUGAGAACGAAGAGUGCUGGGAGAGGAACAUCAACAUGGGAUACUGGUGGAUCAUCCGUUCUCCUAUACUGUUUGCUUAUCUGAUCAACUUCUUCAUUUUCAUCCGAAUUAUCAAAAUCCUGAUGUCUAAACUUAGAGCUCACCAGAUGAGAUACACUGAUUAUAAGUUCAGACUAGCAAAGUCCACUCUGACUCUCAUCCCCCUGCUUGGGAUUCACGCCAUCCUCUUCACCUUCGUCAUCGAUGAGUCCGUCCCUAAAGGCUCCAUGUUGCGCCUCAUUCGCCUCUUCUGCGAUCUGCUGUUCAACUCCUUCCAGGGCCUGCUGGUUGCCAUCUUGUACUGCUUCGUCAAUAAAGAGGUGCAGUCUGAGAUGCUGAAAAAGUGGAAGCGGUGGAAACUGGGUAAGGACAUCGACGAGGAGUACCGCCACACCCACAGCCACACGCCGCACGUCAAGAGCGGCAGCAUCGCCACCGCAAAUCUGCCCGAUCUGCACUACAACAACGGCAGCGAGCCCAGCGGUGACUCGCCUCGCCUCAGCAAAGCUGACGGGGGCCCGUCCUGCUCCGCCGCACCCGAGGAGAACCGUCGGCUAGUCGUCUCCUACAGCAACGGGACGGGAAAAAGCAAACCCGCCAAGAGCAAACACACCCUGCAGUUCUCUUUCCAGGCACACCGAGGCACCGCCAGCACCACGACAGAGCAUGUGUGCCUGGAAGAGAGGGUGCAGUACCGAUCAUAUCCUCUGGAAGGAGAGGAAACUAAUGUGUGACGACAACAUUCCCUCGUUGAGAAAGCUCUGAUUGUGCUUAUCGUUGCUUCAGAUCAGUGUUUAUCAAGCACCAACAAGACAGCCUGAGUGGGAAGAGAAUGAGGAAGUGGCUUACAUGGAUAACGAUGUUCGCUGCUGUCCAACAUCGCAGGAAAGGCUGUUUAUCCUGCAGAGGCGCAAUCUAAUAUUUACUGGUUUUGGGAAAUUGAGGAACAAAAACUUGCUGACUUCAGGCGUCAGGAAUGAUAAAAUAAACUGAAAUGACACUCUAGUGGUGUUUAAUGUGUGUGUGCAUCACAUCUUUCCAUCCGUCCGGCUGUUUGUGUGACAGUUUGCAGCUGUGGACACUUCUUUGUGGUACACAAGAACGUCUCUGUGUCAAAAUAAGUUUUGUAUUUUCAUUUAUGGUUUCAUGAAACUGAAUGUGGACUGCAGCACGUAUGACUCUUGAUGUCUUUUUCACGGGGGUCAGCAGAAACAGAAUAACUGAGCGAUUCGCUGGAGACCACAGAAUCUUGACGGAGUUUUCCACUGCAGGAACUAGAGGCAGGAGAGAUCGGCCCCUUUUAGUUCCUGUUGCAGUGUAGGAUCCUAAAGCUUCGACUGCCGUGUCAACUUAAAGUGUGCAAAAACGACAACAAGUAGAAGUUACUAGAUGCAACUGCAAUUCUGUGAGCAUCUACAAAAUGCAGCAGCGGAGGUUUGUUAUGUUGGUCGAUAUGGUAAAGUUGUUAAUGCCGAUCUUUGAGAGGUGAAGAAUGCGACUCGAUGAGGACACAGAAAAGGCAAAAAAGGGGCACUUGUUGAGUUUAACCAAUCAGUGUGGGAAUCUGCAUAGCCAUUUCUGAGAGUGGCUCAGGAGUACUUUCGAUGGACUGCAUUCCAGUUACAUACUUUGUCUUUUUACUUUGAGUACAUACUACAGCUGUCCUUAUAGCGUACGUGCUGUUUCAUGCAGUGUACGUUGAGUUAAAUUACUGCUUAAUCAUAGUAUCGUGCUUCUAACUGUAACCAUUGCAGUCUUGUGCAAAAUGAGCCGCCAUCUGUCUCUGCGCUCAUGGAGACUUAUACUAUUGUUAUGAUUGUUUAUACUUGCGUGAAAGUCGAUGGCAUAUGUGAUAUAAUUACGCAGAGGUUUGUGGGUCAGAAUGGACAGACAAGCAUAAUGGCUUGCAUACUGCAAACUCCAGUCAGGCGUACAGGACAUCCUAGCUCACUAUGUUUGACACUGGGAUGUACUAGAGCAGCGGUCUUCAACCUUUUUUGAAGCACGGACCAGUUUUAAGCAAUUUUCUACGGACCGGUUAUGACAAAAAAAUAUCGGUUUAACUAUCAAGAAGUGUCAUAAACAAAUACCAUUACUUUUUAACAAUAAUACAAAUAAGCCAAUGAAACAUUUUUAUUCUUUCUGUGCGGCCCAGUACCAAAUGACUCACGGCCCAGCACCGGUCUGCGGCCCGGUGGUUGGGGACCGCUUGUACUAGAGCUUUGGCAGUAUGGAUAGGUGGGCACUUUUUCUCUCCCCCCAAAAAACGCCACUUGUACAUGAGUGGUCCUUGGGUUGGGAACAUGCAUGAAGGUUCAAGCCGCCCUAAAACCACCCGCAAGUUCCUGCAGUGGAAAACAGCCUAAUGUCUGCCUCAGUGGGGCAGCCUCAAGGACGACGGAUGCUGUCAUUUUCAGAAAGACUGCGCUAUAAUGUUUAAAUUAUUCUGGUUUUAUAUAACCAAAGCCAAACAAGAAGAUAAUAAUAUAUCACAGGUUUUAUAUCAGUUAGGUGAAGCAUGAUUUUUUUAUUUGCCUUUCCUUUCUUUCUUUUUUUUAUAUCGACAUCAUCCUUCUGCAAUUUUUAGGCACAUUUUCUGACUGAAUGUACAAUGGAAAAUUAUGGGUGAAAAUAUUUAAGUGUAUAUAUGUAAUUAGAAAUACAUACUAUAUCCAUAGCACCUGGAUUUAUCCAAGACUUAAUUUAAGUUCUUGAUUUGCCUUCAUGACUCAGAGUGAAGAUCAAUACAUAACACAGUGGCAGUUAAUUGGAUGAAAAGCAGUUUGAUUUUUAGUGUUUAACUUGAGUGAAAGUUGCUCCAGAUCUCUGUCAUCGCACUGUUGUAGUUAUUGUUCAUGUAGUUGCACAUUUUUUCAGUCACACAGUAUUCAGAAAGAAGAUUUAUGCACCGAAUAUACAGCAUGCACAGAUGAGAAAAGUGGUUUGAUUAACAGGAUGUGUGACUAAUACUUUGUGUUGGGCAGUACACCACAUUAACAACGGAGAAACGACUUGUUUAAUUUUUUAUUUUUUUUUUUCAGAUUUUAUGAUGCAAAGUAUAUGUUGAUGUGCGGACCCCUGUUGUGCUUUAGGAAAGAAGAAAUAAACCGGAGCCAGCAACAAUAUUCACAAAGACACCCGUAACGGACUUUUUUGAUCACGGAUUGAGAAGGCUUAGUGUAUCUGAAGUGUGCGAGAGUGCAUUGUAAAUAGUGAUAAAAGAGAAUAUUAUAAAGACAAAGACAGGUGGGUGAAGGGGCAUAUUGUUCUGUGUUUUUGCUUUCAGUGCAGGCGGUGAAAAAUGAGAAUAUGACUAAUUAUUUUGAGAAACGACUUCUGUUUCACGAAACAUGAUUGUAAUGAUUCGAUCCUGUCUUUCUACUGAGAACGUUGCAGCUGUCAGACGGAGCCUCAAGCAAACAAUGUCAUUGAGAGAAAGCAAAAUGUUUUGUAUAAAAGCCAAAUUACUAUAGCUCAUGUGUCUCUGUGGAUCCAAUUAAAAUGAAUUCUUUCAAGCAAA
Stegastes partitus (bicolor damselfish) is the source of this 4690-nucleotide messenger RNA. RefSeq names its product glucagon receptor b (gene gcgrb). NCBI's taxonomy places the organism in Eukaryota, Metazoa, Chordata, Actinopteri, Pomacentridae. Gene Ontology annotation, molecular function: peptide hormone binding; glucagon receptor activity; gastric inhibitory peptide receptor activity. The transcript has 13 exons. Bases 312 to 1904 code for a protein of 530 amino acids. The record is from RefSeq and is a predicted model, not a curated record. Gene Ontology annotation, biological process: cell surface receptor signaling pathway; adenylate cyclase-activating G protein-coupled receptor signaling pathway. Gene Ontology annotation, cellular component: plasma membrane.